AUACGUAUCAUCGGUGCUUACGCCGGAGACACAGGAGACGUCGUCAUUGACGGAGUGGAUGAUGUCGAAUGUGCAAAGACCAUGCUGGAGAAAAUGGAGUACUUCAGGGACAGACGCGACGAUAUCCGCCAGCUCCUCUUAUAUGAGCCGCGAGGGCGGCCAACAAUGUUUGUUAAUGUCGUUCUCAAGCCGUGUCAAAACGCACACAAAGGCCUUGUGAUCAUGGGUUCUCAGACGUAUCCACAUAUGUCUGGUUCCAAUGUCAUUUGUGUGGUGACUGUCCUGAUUCAAAAAGAGAUAAUUCAGGUUGAAACUAAUCCUCAACCUGUGGUUCUUGAUACGCCGGCGGGAUUGGUCAGAACUUUGGCCCAUAUUGACAACGGGAAAUGCGUCAGCGUAUCUUUUGAGAACGUUCCCGCCUUUUCAUUCGGUAGUUGGAAAAUUGGCUUCCGCGAUGAGCUGGUGACUGUUGACAUCGCAUAUGGGGGCGUCAUCUUUGCUAUGGUUCCUGCCAAAGACGUGGGCGCAAUUUUAGAUGACAGCCAUACCCGCGAGCUUCUGCAAAUAGGUGCUGGAAUUAAAAAGGCAAUAGAAAAGGCGAUAAGCAGAAAGCAUAUUCCAGAACCUGUGCACCCCGACGCUGACAAGUGCAUCCGAGGUAUCGGUGCUGUCAUGAUAUAUGAUGAAAAUCGCACACAGGGGCCCUACACCACAAAAUGCAUUACUGCAUCUAUCCUGCCUCCUGGGCGAAUCGACCGAAGUCCGGCAGGCACGGGUACUUCGGCGCUCAUGGCUUCACUAGCACAGAAGGGCAAGUUAGGCGAGAAUUUUGAGAAUCAAUGUUACUUAGGGACGACAUUCAAGGGCUUUCUUACUCCUGGUAAGAAGGACAUUCCAGUUGGGGGUUAUAAUGCCAUACACACGACAAUUUCAGGAAGGGCAUUUCUAACCGGGGAAAGAACGGCUUAUGUUGACCGCUAUGAUCCCAAUCCUCAUGGGUUUAAGGUUGGCGACAUAUGG
This is a messenger RNA of Aspergillus novofumigatus IBT 16806, 1020 nucleotides long. RefSeq names its product proline racemase. The record is from RefSeq and is a predicted model, not a curated record. The transcript has 2 exons. Lineage: Eukaryota; Fungi; Ascomycota; Eurotiomycetes; Eurotiales; Aspergillaceae. The annotation marks the transcript as partial.